Molecule: messenger RNA, 2073 nt
Organism: Mauremys mutica (yellowpond turtle)
Lineage: Eukaryota; Metazoa; Chordata; Testudines; Geoemydidae
Exons: 4
Coding region: 1-2073 (690 amino acids)
Biological process (GO): proteolysis; virion assembly
Molecular function (GO): RNA-DNA hybrid ribonuclease activity; aspartic-type endopeptidase activity; zinc ion binding
Source: RefSeq, a predicted model, not a curated record
AUGCUCCCCGAGACUAUGCCCGAAUGGAAGCAUGAAGAUGAUGGGGGUCGAGGGAAGCAUCGCGACUAUGCUGUAGCUAUAGUAGAGGGGAUGAGGCGCUGUAUUAGAAAAACACCAAAUUGGGCUAAGCUGUAUAAUAUUCGACAGGAAAAGAGUGAAAAUCCAGCUGCCUUUUAUGAACGCCUGUGUAACACUUGUAAGAGGUACACAGACCUUGAUCCGGAAGAUGCCAAUGGAAAGCGGGUAUUGAUUCCCCUCUUCAUUGGACAAUCUUAUGAGGACAUCAGGAAAAAGCUGCAAAAAUUGGAAGGAGCAUUGGGUAAAAAUAUAGAGGAGCUUUUAGAAAUUGCAAUGAAGGUUUAUGAUCGCAGAGACGAUGAGGAACGAAAGAAAAAGGCCCGCGUUUUGGCACUGGCCCUAAGGGAGGGAAAUGAGGAGAAGGGGGGCAAGGCUAAAGGACGAUCGGGGCCACCGAGUAAGGGCAAGGGAAAGGGUCCCCGUUUAGGUCGAAAUCAAUGUGCUAUCUGUAAGGAGGAGGGACACUGGAAAAACGAAUGCCCCCGGCGACAGGGAAGAGAAUACAAGGAUAGAGGGGGCCGGAGGACCCAGCGGCCCCUCCUGGCAGCACAGGCUGCCAGCUUGGAUCCCACGGUAAAAAUUAAAGUGGAGGGCCGCCCAAUUGAAGCCCUAAUCGAUACUGGGGCUACCCUUAGUCUACUCCCCCUCAAUAAGGCUCCCCGGGGUAGAGCUCAGGGACGUGCCAUUGUUCAAGGGAUUGAGGGACAGACUACCGCUUUGGAGAAAACUCUCCCUCUCCUAGUAAAAGUCGGGGACCAACAGAUCUCUCACCAGUUCAUUUGCAGUCCCUCUUGUCCCAUAGCACUACUCGGACGAGACAUCCUCACUAAAUUGCAGGCGGAGAUCUCGUUCGAGGAUGGGAAAAUGGAAGUCAGGAUCCCGAAACAACAAACCUCUAAUUACCAGAUGGCUCUCAUAAGUGCUAGAAAUCACUCCUCGGAAUGUCAGGAGAGUGGCGAGAGCCAGCUGCCGGGGGUUAACUCUGAGGCCUCCUCUGAGGUCGGUCCUAUUCAUGACUGUAUUGAAGUCUUGCAACAAGAAACCAAACCCCGAUCUGAUCUUUCAGACCUGCCUUGGCCCAACCCUGAUGUUGAGGGAUAUGUUGAUGGGUCUAGCUAUGUGGUAAAUGGCAAGCGAUUUACUGGGGCGGCGGUGGUGAUUAAGGAUAAAGGGAUACAUAAAUUUAAACUCAGCCCCAACUUAUCUGCUCAGGCAGCGGAAUUAGUGGCUCUCAUUGAGGCUCUCCGCUUGGGAGCCGGGAAAACCCUUAAUUUAUAUACUGACAGUCGGUAUGCUUACAUGGUGGUACAUGCACACGGGACCCUGUGGAGAGAAAGAGGAUUCAUUACGGCCUCAGGCCAAAAGAUUGCACAUGGGAGCCUCAUUAAAAUGUUGCUCGAGGCCCUAAUGCUCCCUCUCCGGGUUGCCGUGAUACAUGUGCGUGCCCAUGGGAAAGCCCCCGAGGCCGAACAGCGGAGGUAUAAUCAGCUGGCUGAUCAGGCCGCGAAGGAGGCCGCCCGAGAUGGGGCCUUAUGGCUUCUCAUGGUUCAGGACACUGAGGCUAAAACCCCUCCUCCCCAAUACACAGCCGAGGAGAUAGGUCAAGCCCAGGCUGCGGGAGGCCGGCAGCUGCAUCGAUACGCGGCGCCUUUCCAGGCCCUUCCCUUGGACCAGACCGUGCAUCCCUUCCGGAUCGGUGACCAGGUCCUUAUCAAAAAGUGGAAGUGCGACCCCCUGACGCCGAGGUGGGACAGUCCACACACUGUUUCGCUCAUCAGCCAGGCCGCGGUUAAAAUUCUCGGGAGUGACAAAUGGACACACCACACACGGGUUAAGCGGUUCCUGACCCCGAACCUGGAAGCCGACUCAACAGAAGAGGACAUCAGCCCUCUGUCCACCCCGGCUCCGGAGGCCCGGGGUGGCACGGGCGAAGACACCGUCUGGGAAUAUCAAGGACUUGACGGACUGAAAGGACUGUUUAAGAAAAAACGAUAA